UUCUUACUAUUGCCACAUGGGACGCUCUGGUUUUGUGCAUGCAGUUCAGCUUUAAGGUGAACAAUACUAGCAAACAUUUGCAUCAGCAAAAAGCGUUGUCCAGAUAAAUUAGCUUCGUCGAAAUUGAUAUCUUUACGAUAAUUGAAUGUUAACCUUUGAUUGAACAAGACAAGAGGAUAUGACAUGAUACGUCUGCCCUCAGUUAACCUGAUACUGGGGUUCGUAAUUGGACCCAUGUGGGCGUGACCAGCCCCAAGUUUGUGGAAUUAAAACGAGUUUAAUUGAGCUCACAAGAAGAACUCACAUGCCCGACUGUCUCGCCUCGUGAUUAUCGAAACCCGGCCCGUCGGCGUUGUUCGGGGGAGAUUUCACGCAUCCUCAAUUUAGCUUAAUCAAGCUAUCAUAACGGUAAAUGUUAAUAGCCAGCAUAAUACUAAAGAUUUGGUUUUAUGUGAACUUUUGAAGACUUUGUUGGUGACCCAGCAUGGAGCUGAGUAACGAGGGACUAUAAGCUCAGUGUUGACAAAUCGAGGGGAACAUUGCAGAAUUGAAAAUGACUCAACCCCAGGAAUCUGUCGUUCGUUUUUUGGAUUAGAAUCCAAUAUUUUUGGAGGAUUAGUGUGAACUUCAAGAGGACUUGAGACUUGUGGAAUGCAUUGCACAAGCAUUAUAUUCUAGAACUUUGAUCAUUAGUGGAAUAGUCAAAACGAAGAGAGGGAGGAAGGUGGUACUCCCAAUCCAUUUCAGACCUUACAACAUUUAGCUUGUAAAUGCUUGGUCCUUCUAACAAAGACGUAUGAAGACACUCACUGAUUGGGCAUCAUUUUGACAAGGUUUAAGAUCGAAUGAAAUGACAAGUGAUUAAUGGAGCAUACGUCCUGACAGGGAAUGGACUUGGAUAAACUAAAUACCUCAUUCAAACCGAACGAAGACUAAACUCUAAUACACUUUACCAGUUUUCCUUAGGGGGAAGCAAAGACGUCUUAUCUUACUUAAUCAGGAUUAGGUGAAGAAAAUAUAGCAACACCAGACCUCACUUGACAUAAAGUGUCUCUUUGUCAACACGAGGCGGAUGUUUGGAAAUGGACUCCAGUCUAUCGACACAGGCGACCACUGAAAUCUAUUGGCUGCCCUGUGAGGGGAGUAAAUAUUUGAUGUUACAGAAGUGAUUAGCAUAACUCAAUAUGCAACUAGAGAUCACGCCGAAGCGCUGGUGCCUCCUGUUCCAAGGGGAGCGACGCAUCGCCGUCAAGAUUCGUGGAGUGGUGCCGGGGGAGAAAGGGGGCAUGUUGGGUGGACGCUCUGCCGUCGAAUGGAAUGGAAGGAAAUAUAUGUUUAUGAACUGGAAGAUCCCAGAGCGUGUUGUCUCAAAUGAUGGCUCAGCCAGGGCGAGCACCAGGGCAAGUGCAGCCAGCAAGCUAUCUGUACAGUCAGAACAGUUGCCGAAGAUUCCUGAUCUCGUGAACAGCACACCAGUGCCUACACCGGCCAAGACUAUUACUCCAACAAAGUCUGCCACACCCCGCCUUCCUGCCAAACUGUUAGUGAGAGGGCCAGCACAAGAGGCCAUCAGGCACUCGCUAGAUCCCCAACUCCAGAGGAAGGCUGAGCAGCUUCUAGAGAGUGCUGCCCCCUGUGAGAGGCGGGCAAUAGAGAAGGCUGUAUUGGCAGCUCAGAGGGCUGGCAAGCAAGGACCUGGCCAACCAAGGAAGACGUACAAGGCUGAUGCUAAAACAGCUGUCAACAGGUGGUUGGAUGAUGCUACAGAUGAAGAACGAGCUUUAGCCCUAGAGUUCUUCCAGACAGCGUCCGCCUCGAAGAUGAUGGGGGAUAGUGCUGAUAAGAAGAAGAGGCUGAACCAAGUUUUAUCACAAUUAGAAAGCGGGCAGGCACAUGGAGUGAGCCAGUCUCAUCCUGGACACCCCAUGAAAUCAGACAGGAAGGGUUUGAAAACCAUCCAGCUAUACCCAUCAGAGGAGCGGAGAAAUCGCUGGCAGCACACUACUUGGCACCACAUGCCCGAUUACAGAGACACUGACCGCGUAAACAACAGAACCGCCAUCUAUAUUGAUUCACAGAAAUCAAUCCCGAGACACUAUACAAUUCAUCCAGACUGGGGAAUGUGAACCAUUACAAACAACACGUACAUGUAUUUAGACAAUUUUUUGUCCACUUUCGGAUGCUAAAAAGGAGGAUCUAGUAGAUGACUUUAUCUCAUUUAGGUAUCAUCUCUCAUCUUGUACACAGCAUGGCAGAAAUUUGAAACUGAGCAGUCAUGAAAUACAUGAUCAUGAGUAUAAACAGCUUGUCUCACCUCCUUGCCGGGACAGCCUAUGGCAGAGACCUGUCAAGGGCAAUCCAUUUAGUAAUUCAUAUACCUGACUUUUUCGAAAACUUCAACUCUUCAUUACAAAUCACAUACAAAAAGAGGUCAAUUGUGUGAGGUCAUCUGGUAGUUUACAUAAUGACAAGCGUGUACAGCUCAAAAUGGUUCCCUGAAUAGUUAAAUUUCUUUUCAUUGAGACCGACCGUAAACAAGAUUAUUGGUAUUUAAAUGCUGUUAGAGGAUAGUGCACCACAGAGAAGAGAAAUUAACACUUUGGUCAAAGCUUUAAGAAUCAACAAAAAUCUUUAAAAAGUAGUAUAAUCUGUCAUGUGAAGCAAGAAUUUGAUGUUUUGCUAAGACUACAGAACCGAGGGAAAAAGAAGGAAUAAGCUCCUGUGUGCUCAUUGAGUUUUAGCCACAGCACAACAAUAACCUCACAAGCAGAACAACCCAUAAUAAAAUACCGUUUAGUUCUUCAACUCUUCACCAAAUUCACUUUGUAUAGCAAAAACUUGUAUUCCAAGGCAUAUCUGUGAUAUCUAGACAUUGUGCACUGUAGAUGUAUUGAAUUAUACACUUCCACUUUUGAAAAAUGUUGCAAUGAUGAAAUAUAUAAAACUCACAAUGGAGUUGUUCUUUUUCUGGA
Lineus longissimus is the source of this 2972-nucleotide messenger RNA. RefSeq lists its product as uncharacterized. The transcript is spliced from 6 exons. Lineage: Eukaryota; Metazoa; Nemertea; Pilidiophora; Heteronemertea; Lineidae. The record is from RefSeq and is a predicted model, not a curated record. The coding region runs from base 1185 to 2126 and encodes 313 amino acids.